Molecule: messenger RNA, 1060 nt
Organism: Pan troglodytes (chimpanzee)
Lineage: Eukaryota; Metazoa; Chordata; Mammalia; Primates; Hominidae
Product: myeloid-associated differentiation marker
Exons: 1
Coding region: 1-465 (154 amino acids)
Biological process (GO): negative regulation of heterotypic cell-cell adhesion
Cellular component (GO): plasma membrane; cell-cell junction
Source: RefSeq, a predicted model, not a curated record
AUGGCCUCCGAGCUGGGGCUGCUGAAGGUGCUGGAGACCUUCGUGGCCUGCCUCAUCUUCGUGUUCAUCAAUAGCCCCUACGUGUACCACAACCGGCCGGCCCUGGAGUGGUGCGUGGCGGUGUACGCCCUCUGCUUCGUCCUGACGGCCCUCACUAUCCUGCUGAGCCUGGGGCACUGCACCAACAUGCUGCCCAUCCGCUUCCCCAGUUUCCUGUUGGGGCUGGCCUUGCUGUCCGUCCUCCUCUAUGCCACUGCCCUUGUCCUCUGGCCCCUCUACCAGUUCAACGAGAAGUAUGGUGUCCAGCCCUGGCAGACGAGAGAUGUGAGCUGCAGCGACAGAAACCCCUACCUUGUGUGUAUCUGGGACCGCCAACUGGCUGUGACCAACCUGACGGCCGUCAACUUGCUGGCCUAUGUGGGCGACCUGGUGUACUCUGCCCACCUGGUUUUUGUCAAGGUCUAAAACUCCCAAAGGGCCCCGUUUGCCUCUCCAACCUCUUCAUCCCGCCCCCCCCCCCCCGAGUUUUCUUUAUUGAGUAUUCAUUUCCUGUGUUUUCCUCUUCCCUAUCUCCCCUCCUCCCCUUUUCUUUCCUUCCCAAUUCAUCGCACUCUUUCCCAGUUCUCUGAUGUAUGUUCUUCCCUUUCCUCUGCUGUUUCCUUCCUGUUUUGUUCUGUUGCCCACAACCUGUUUUCACCCCUAAGCUGUUUCCCUUUUUCCACUCUCUCUUUUGUUUCUUUCCUCUCAUCUCUUUUCUAGGUUUCCUGUUGGUUUUCUUAUCUGCCUAUUUCCCGACCAUCUUCUAUUUCCUGGGGAGCCCUGAGGCUUUUCUUCUCCUGCCCCCACCCACCUACAGCGGUGAUGAGCUCCACACCUCCACACCCAUUGCAGCUGUGGCGCCACGUCCUCUCAAGGGGCCUUCUGCCCGCCCCCGCCCUAGCUGUGCCUUAGUCAGUGUGUACUUGUGUGUGUUUGGGGGAGUGGGAAUUGGGCCCCCUUUCUCCCAGUGGAGGAAGGUGUGCUGUGCACCUCCCCUUUAAAUUAAAAAAAUAUUUAUGUA